CUACCGAGUGAUCUGACACACAGUAGCCAUAACUAUUUUAUAACGUUAACUUGACGCGCGUUUAAUUAUUAUUUAACUAACUCAUAAAUAAUGUGUAAGAAUAUAAUCUUAUGCUUGUUUGUACUUAUUCAGUGUUCUGCUCAGUGUUUCGAUGGUGAAUAUCGUGAUAUUAUUUACAAGAGAACUCCAAAUUUUACUGAGAUUGGAACAAAACUAGGGCUCAGAGUAAACGAGCAUGACGUCGUAAGUCAAGACGGAUAUAUUUUAAAACUUUUCCAUAUACCGGGCAACGCUAGCAGACCUGUGCUUUUGAUGCAUGGUAUUAUUGAUUCAGCUGAUACUUUCAUUAUAAGAGAAAAUUCUUCUCUCGCAAUUGUUCUUGCUAACGCAGGCUAUGACGUGUGGGUUGGAAACGUCAGAGGCAAUAGGUACUCCCGCAGACAUGUAUUCUUGGAUCCGGACAUAGAUAAGAAAUUUUGGGAUUUUAGCUUCCACGAAUAUGGCUUUUAUGAUCUCCCCGCCAUCAUCGACUUUGUGUUGGACAAAACUGGUGAAAAAUCUCUAAGUGCAAUAGGCCAUUCGUUGGGAAACACGAUAUUUUACGUUCUCGGAUCAAAACGAGAGGAAUAUAAUCAGAAGAUCAAAGUGAUAAUAGCAGUCUCGCCGAUCAGCUAUUUGAGCAAUUUAAAAAAUUCUGUAGCAAAAUUAAUGGAAGCAAUGCCAGCCAUAUCAAAUUUUUUCAUUCUUAUUGGAGAAGAAGAAUUCGUGGGGGAUGACACACCUAUUGUUCAAGGACUAAGAGUUGUCUGCGGAUGUAAAAAAUAUUAUGAAUUGUGUGUUAAUGGUCUCUUCUUCACGAUAGCCGGCAGAGAUCCCGAGGAGCUGGAACCGAAUUUCUUUCAGACUGUCGUCGCUCAUUACCCCACUGGAUCGUCAAGAAAGACUGCGCUGCAUGUCUCACAGAUUGGAUUAAGGAAAACAUUCGCGGAAUUUGAUUACGAACGGAGGAAUAAUGAUGUGUACAAUUCAACAACUCCUCCAGAAUACGAUUUAAAUAAAGUUGUCAUGAAAGUUGUUUUAGUCGCUGGAAGGAAUGACGAGAUCUCUACUCUAGAUGACGUCCAUCUCCUUAGAAAGAGAUUGCCGAACACUGAUUAUAUUGUUGUUGGAAGAAAGAAGUUCAAUCACAUCGACGCUGUUUGGGGACGAAACAUGAAAAAAUAUUUAUUCCCUCACAUAUUCCAUUUUUUGGAAAAAUACAAUUGAUUGACACUUAAUAAUUAUACUUAUUGUAUAAAAAGCAUACAAAAAGCUUAGUUCUUAAUUAUAUUAUCUGAAUUACAGAUAAUAAAUUUUGUCGUGAAUGAAGUUUAAAUAUUACAAUGUAAGUUUAAAAAAUAAGAAAAACAUAUAUAUUCGUGAUAAGAUUUU
This is a messenger RNA of Danaus plexippus (monarch butterfly), 1431 nucleotides long. RefSeq names its product lipase 3-like. The coding region runs from base 91 to 1266 and encodes 391 amino acids. The transcript has a single exon. Gene Ontology annotation, molecular function: hydrolase activity, acting on ester bonds. NCBI's taxonomy places the organism in Eukaryota, Metazoa, Arthropoda, Insecta, Lepidoptera, Nymphalidae. The record is from RefSeq and is a predicted model, not a curated record.